Monodelphis domestica (gray short-tailed opossum) is the source of this 9963-nucleotide messenger RNA. RefSeq names its product lamin B1 (gene LMNB1). The record is from RefSeq and is a predicted model, not a curated record. Gene Ontology annotation, biological process: nuclear migration; heterochromatin formation; nuclear pore localization. Gene Ontology annotation, cellular component: nuclear lamina; nuclear envelope. Gene Ontology annotation, molecular function: structural constituent of cytoskeleton. NCBI's taxonomy places the organism in Eukaryota, Metazoa, Chordata, Mammalia, Didelphimorphia, Didelphidae.
CCAGGCUUAUUUUGUCUGAGAGGAAACAAAGUGCUGCAGACUAGGGAGGGGUCGGUGAGUUCCUGAGGAUUCCUAAGUCAGCCCUCUUUUUUUUUUCUUUAAAUUUGAUGUUCUUGAGAAACAUUGAAACCAGUAAUUAAUUAUAAACAAGUCCCUCCCUUUUCCGACCCCCGUUAUCUCUUUAAACGAAUCCUUUAUUACUGUUACAUUUUCCUUUCCUUCUUCCCUGAAGUGCUUUUCUUUGGUGCCUGAGGUUUGCCUGCUCACUACUGUGUGUUUUUGUGUUUAAUUUUUGCAAACUGUCUGGUGCCUGAAUCUCGUGUACCAGUUUCUUGGCUUUAGUGGGUUGGCAUCCUUGAUAUCCCUGCUCACGUUUAUACGAUAGGCUUUGAUCGCACUCUUAUUGGUCUCUCCCUCCUCCCCCUUCCCCAAGUCCGAUAUCUCCCACUCUUUCGUAGCUUCCUCCUCCUCUUGCCUUCAUCCUAGUCUUUCCUGCCGCAGUGUUAGACAGUCAGCACAUCCACGGUUUCCUGUUCCAGGCCCACCAUCCACUGCAAAUAACAGCGUUUCACGUGGGUAAUGGAGACUACAACCCCCAAGGUGCAGAAAACUGGCGGCCAGGCCAGUAAGCCUGCGACCCCUCUCAGCCCGACCCGGUUGUCCCGUUUGCGGGAGAAGGAGGAGUUGCGAGAGCUCAACGACCGUUUGGUGGCUUAUAUAAACAAAGUACGGAGCCUAGAGAGCGAGAACAGCUUGCUGCAGCUGCAGGUGACUGAGCGCGAGGAGCUGCGCGACCGAGAACUUACCGGGCUCAAGGCGUUGUACGAGACCGAGCUCGCGGAUGCCCGCAGGGCCUUGGACGACACGGCCAGCGAGAAGGCCCAUUUACAGAUAGAACUGGGCAAAUUAAAGACAGAGUACAAUCAGCUGCAGCUUAAUUAUAUCAAGAACACAUCAGAGCUUAAUGCUGCCCACAUCAAGCUCAGAGAACAUGAAGCUUCACUGAAUUUUCAAGAGGCUGCCUUGGCCACAGCACUUCGUGACAAGAAAAGCCUGGAGGGUAACGUGGAGGAACUGAGAGAACAAAUUGUGCAGCUGGAAGCUUCCCUGGUAGCUGCAAAGAAGCAAUUAGCAGAUGAAGCCUUAUUUAAAGUGGAUCUUGAGAACUGUUGUCAAAGUCUCACUGAAGAACUGGAAUUUCAUAAAAAUUUGUAUGAGGAGGAGCUCAAAGCAAUAAAAAGGAAGCAUGAAACGAGCUUGGUUGAAGUGGAUUCUGGACGUCAGACUGAGUAUGAGUACAAGUUGGCUCAAGCACUCCAAGAAAUGAGAGAGCAGCUCAAUGAAAAAGUGAAAUUGUACAAAGAAGAACUGGAACAAAGUUAUAAUGACAAACUUGAGAAUGCUAGGUUGUCUUCAGAGAUGAUUGCAUCCACUGUAAACAGUGCAAGAGAAGAACUGAUGGAAAGUCAUAUGAGGAAUGAGAACCUUUCCUCUCAACUUUCUAACUUACAGAAAGAGUUCAGAGCGUGUUUGGAUAGGAUGCACGAGCUAGAGGAUUUGCUUGAGAAAGAAAGAGAAAACUCUCGACAACUGCUGUCUGAUAAAGAAAAAGAAGUGGCAGAAAUAAGGGCUCAAAUGCAUAAAUAUUUACAUGAUUAUGAAGCACUUUUUGAUGUAAAGUUAGCCCUAGAUCUGGAAAUUAGCACAUAUAGGAAAUUGCUGGCAGUUGAGGAAGAAAGGCUGAAGCUUUAUUCAACCCCUUGUUCUCAUGUAACAGUGUCAAGAGUAUCCUCCAGCCAAAGUAUACGUACAAGUAAAGGAAAGAGGAGGAGGGUUGAUGUGGAAGAAUCAGAGGCAAAUAGUAGCAUCAGCAUCUCUCAUUCAGCCUCAGCCACUGGAAAUGUUUCCAUUGAAAAGAUAGAUGUUGAUGGAAAAUUUAUCCGCCUAAAGAACACUUCUGGACAGGAUCAACCAAUGGGAGGCUGGGAGAUGAUCAGAAAAAUAAGAGAUACAUCAGUCAGUUAUAAAUAUCUCUCAAGAUAUGUAUUAAAGGCAGGCCAGAGUGUUACAAUUUGGGCUGCAGAUGCUGGAGUCACUGCCUCUCCUCCCACUGACCUCAUCUGGAAGAACCAGAAUUCCUGGGGCACUGGUGAAAAUAUAAAGGUCAUAUUAAAAAACUCUCAGGGAGAGGAGGUUGCUCAAAGAAGUACAACCUUCAAAACAACAUUACAUGAAGAGGAGGAGGAAGAAGAGGAGGAGAAAGCUAUUGAAGCAAUUGAGGAAGAGAAUGCCUUUCAUCAGCAGGGAGAUCCAAGGGCAUCCAAGAGAAGCUGUACAAUUAUGUAAACUAUUCAAAUCAGUUAUUUCUCAAAUUAAUUGCUGUAAUCCUUAUCUACAUAUGCUUUAGAACCUUCUCAGAAGCACAAAGUAUUUUUAUAUUUCCUUUAUUUGAAUGUAUAAGCUAGAAGCCUAAUGGCCUUAAUUUCCUUUUAUCACUGAAAAACACAUUUUAUAAAAAAAAAAUCAUAUCCAUAACUUUUCUGUAGUCCCUGCAAGAUUUUCUGCCAUUAUUGUGUUACUGGGUUUUUCUUUUCUUUUCUUUUUUUAUUUUUGAAAGUCUUUAUGAGAAGGAGAAAUAAACCACUGUAUGUCUGGGUGUAUUUGGAGAUUGCUCCAUCUAGACCAAUCAUUGUGCUAUUGAUAAUUCUCUAUUCUGUAUAAUGUAAUGGUGCUGUGAGGGAGGGGAAAACAUUUUAAAUAUUUUGGACAUUUUUGUACUGAGGAAUUUUUUUUGUAAUAAUCAAGGUUAUAGAUUUUUUAAUAGAAAAAAAUGAAACUUUGUAAGAAAGUAAUAUUGUCUAAUUAUGUGAGUACUUUCAAUAAAGGAUACAACAAAACUUGUUUUAUUUGGUAUGUUUUAUAUUCUUAGGUUCUUACGCAAAAAGAUUGGGUUUGGGAUGGGACAAACGGAAGGAAAGUAGUUUCCAUAUUAAAAUACGUUAGUUGUAUUCUUUAAAUUUAAGGAAUUUAAAGAAAAUUUUUCUUAUAUUAACAAAUUAAAAAUUUUGCUUUAAAAUUAAAUAUGUUCAAAACAACUCUGAGGUAUCACCUUACACCUAGCAGAUUGGCUAACAUGACAGCAAAGGAAAAUAAUGAAUGCUGGAGGGGCUGUGGCAAAGUCGGGACAUUAAUGCAUUGCUGGUGGAGUUGUGAAUUGAUCCUACCAUUCUGGAGGGCAAUUUGGAAAUAUGCCCAACGGGCAAUAAAAGACUGUCUGUCCUUUGAUCCAGCCAUAUCACUGCUGGGUUUGUACCCCCAAAGAGAUAAUAAGGAAAAAGACUUGUACAAGUAUAUUCAUAGCUGCGCUCUUUGUGGUGGCCAAAAAUUGGAAAAUGAGGGGAUGCCCUUCAAUUGGGGAAUGGAUGAAAAAAUUGUGGUAUCUGUUGGUGAUGGAAUACUAUUGUGCUCAACGGAAUAAUGAAGUGGAGGAAUUCCAUGGAGACUGGAACAACCUCCAGGAAGUGAUGCAGAGCGAGAGGAGCAGAACCAGGAGAACACUGUACACAGAAACUGAUACACUGUGGUACAAUCGAAUGUAAUGGACUUCUCCAUUAGUGGCAAUGCAGUGAUCCGAACAACCUGGAGGAAUCUACGAGAAAGAACACUAUCCACAUUCAGAGGAAAAACUGUUGGAGUAGAAACACAGAAGAGAAAACAACUACUUCAAUGUUGAGGUCGAGGGGAUAUGGCUGGGGAUAUCGACUCUAAAUGAACAUCCAAUGCAAACACCAACCACAUGGAAAUAGAUUCUGAUCAAGGACACAAGUAAUACCCAAUGAAAUUGAGCGUCAUCUGCGGGAAGGGUUGGGGGAAGAGAGGGGAGGGAAAUAAUAUAAUUCUUGUAACCAAGGAAUAAUGUUCUAAAUUGACUAAAUAAAUUAACUUAAAUUUAAAAAUAAAUAAAUAAAUAAAAUGUGCUUUCUGUUUUUAGUUAAUAUUUUUAACAUUCCAAACCAAUAUAAAGAAAUUGAGGGUUAGGUAAUAGUCAGACUUAGGAAAGGAAGAAGUCUUUGAUUAAUUUGAGUUAAUUGAAUUUUCUCUUGAGCGCACCUUUGUCCAAGAAAAAAAUAGAUUACUUUUGUAACAAAUUAAGAAAAACCAGGCCAUGAUUUUGAGCUUGAGUUGAGCUCCAAUUGAUACUACAUACAGUAGACAUAUAAUUAGACUUAUACUGACUCUGAAAAAUAAACCAAAGGUGCCUCUCUGGGCCAUAAACUCUGAGGAACCUAUAGUGAAUAUAAACCCUUCAGAAAAGCAAAUACUAUCUUGUCUUGGUAAAUACAUUGCUGUUUUCUGCUACUGACUCAAGAAUUGUUUUUUGUUAUUCUUAUCAGGAAUUAGAAUUUGGUCAAGCUAUGCACUUAAUAUUCCAAAGUAGACAACAAAAGCUCUUUUUUCUCUUAUCUAUCACUGCUUAUAUACAGUUAACCUACAACUGGAACUACCCUUUCUAACUUCCUACUUACAGAUACAACCUAAAAGUUUAUAUAAGAUGACUAUUUUACAAUUAAUGAUAUAAAAGCAAUGCAUACAAUUUCAUCUUUUCAAUAGGGGGAGUAAGUAGUUAAAAUGAUAUUUAAUAAUUUUAUCAAAAUUAUUCUCUAAUAUGUUAUUCUGUUAAUUAAGAAAGAAUCAAAUUUACCUAAAUUUAGUUACUAGAUAAAACUAGAUGUUUUAUCAUAUCAUGUCAUUAAGAGGACCAAGUAUUCCGAAUAUGUUCGUUACAUGGUGUCUUGAACAUUUUGAUGAAAUAAUUAAUUAAUUCCAAGAAUAGGGACUAUGACUAGACACACACACUUUUCCCCCCCUUGCUUCUCGGAUCACUUGGUUAAGACACUGCAGAACUAGUCUAGGUUUCCUCAUGUCACAAUCUCCAGGGUGUGACAAAGAAAAAGGAAGUAUGUAGGCACUUUCAUCAUUGCAGAGGCUCUUAAUACUAUUCCUAUUCCUACUAUAUCUUAUUUAAAUCACCCAUUUACAGCUUAUCAAGCUAUUAUAGAGGAAUCCUUAUAAAGUGAUUAAAAGUUACUUAAUUAAAUUUCAUCUUAUGUCUGUUACUAAAAUAUUACCUUUUCAUUAGCCCUAGAAUGGUAUCAUUGAUGUACCCUGAAUGCACUUUGAGUUGUAUACUUUAAAUAAAACUGAGGCUUGUUUGAAAUUCAAUUGCAAUCUAAGUAUUAUUUCAUAUAACAUGUUAAACUCUGCUAUUCUGCCAUAUCUUGCUGCCUAAACUGUAUUUGCAGCACUUAUUGGAAGAUGGAAAGCACUAAAGCGAAUACAUUAGCAUAUAGAGACCCCAGUCGACUAAAUUUAAUAGCAAGGAUUGUUCUUUGUUUUUGUCUUUCUAAAGCCUAUCGUAGUAACUAGAGGGCAAAAUAGAAAUAGAAAGAAUCCACUGAUUGCCUCCUAAAAGAAACCCCAGGAAAGUCAUUGAAAAAAUAUUGCAAAUAGAAAGAAUUUAAGCUUUGAUGAGCCAGUCAGGUAUUCAUAUAAGAUUUAGGAGCUACCUCUUUAAUAGUGUGAAGAACAUGGAAUACAGCAUACUAGAGGGCAAAAGAUCCAGUUUAAUAAUCAAGAAUAAUUUAGUCCUAUAGGGGAGAAAUGGACUUUUAAUGAAACACUCAACUUCUAAGCAUUCUUGUUAAAAAGACUAGAUCUGAGUAGAAACUUUUCACUACAAGCAUUAGGAGAAAGAAUGGGGGGAAAAAAGGUAAAUUUGAAUGAAUAAUGGGAAGAGAUUUUGUCAGAAUGUGCUUGAAUUAUAAUGGGGAAUUGAUUCAAGAGACCCCUAAAGAUAGUCAUGUCAGCUAGUCACAGGAGUCAAAAAAUGUGGAGGGCCUGGGUAUGACUUUUGUUAUGUUGUGAUGGAUAUGGCACUUCAGCCUGUUUCCUUAUCCACAACAGAAAUUAGAUCAAAUGAGAUCAUAUGUAACAGACUUUAUCCUUUUUUAGCAUGCUAAUUUAGAAUUAGCAUUUAGCUAAAAAUUAACAUUUUUAGCAUAAAAAUUGAGUUCCAAAUUCUCUUCAUUCUUCUCCCCUCAGCCCCAGCCCUUCCCCUUCUUCCCUGAGACAGUAGCGAUCUGGUAUAGGUUUGACACGUGUGACUAUUUAGAACAUUUUUCUAUAUUAGCCAUUGAGGAAGAGACCUCAAACAAGCAAAGAAAAGGAAAGUGAAAUAUAUUUUGGUCUCUAUUCAUAUUCCUUCAGUUCUUUCUCUGGUUACAGAUGGCAUUUUUCAUCAUGAGUCUCUGGGACUGUCUUGGAUCACUAUAUUGCUAAGAAAAACUAAAUUCAUCAAAAAAUACAGCUGUUACUAUGUACAAUACUCUCCUGGUUCUGCUCACUUCACGUUUCAUCAGUUUAUGUAAGACUACAGAUUUUUUAAAAAUCUUCUUGCUCCUCAUUUUUUUUUCAAUUUAUGUAUUUAAUUAAUUGAUUUAGAAUAUUUUCCCUUGGUUACAUGAUUCAUCUUCUUUCCCUCCCCACUCCCAUAGCCAAUGAGCAAUAAUACUGGGUUUUACAUCUAUCAUUGAUCAAGACCUAUUUCCAUAUUAAUGUUUGCAAAAAAGUAAUCAUUUAGAGUCUAUAUCCCCAAUCAUAUCCCAAACAAACCUUGUGAUCAAACAAAUGGUUUUCUUCUAUGUUUCUACUCCCUGUGAAGAUGGGAUUAACUCUCCCCUGCCUGUUUUUAGAUUUAAUUAACAGAAGUGUACAGAAGUAUACACCCCAUUUUAUCCUUAAGUGGGGGAGGUCUGUGACCCAUGUGUGCGAUAGUGGGUGAUGAAUCAAAAUUGACUGACUGUCCCCUGGGCAGUCCUAAGCAAAGCUAUAGCUGCAAUUGGUUCACAUAAAAUGGAAUGAUGGCACAGGAAGUGACAAAAGGAAAGGUCUUUAAAAGUAGGAGAAACUCCAGCUCUUUCAAAAACAAAGUUAACAGAGUUUUAGCCUUGUUUGCUCCUGGAAGUCUACUUUCUCUUUUUUCCAAGCCCUAUGUGUCUCUAGAAUUAACUUAAGUGAGAAGUGAAACCUGGGGAGAUCAGUCAGGAAGAGUAGUGUUAAGGUGACCAAAAACUGGUCUUCUUUUUACCCUAAGAGCCCAAAUAAGAGAAAAAAUAAUUUAUAAAAACUCUUAUUGCCCCAGGCCAACUCAGAAAAGUGGCAUUUUUGCCCAAAGAGGAAAGCUCAGGGUCAGAAGCUCUAUGUUCUAACAUUUUACCCUUAGGGGGAAGGCAGCUGCCUUCCCCUUGCCCUACCUAUACUUAACCUCAGGGCAAAAGGUUUCUGUACCUGCCCUCUACCCAAAAGUCAAUUAGAUCAAGGUGUAUAGGUGUGUCUACAUCCUUAAGGAGACCACACCCUCACCCUAACCCCUAGCCAGUAGCACCAUCUACUGACAAAAAUUAGAAUUGCAAGCAUGGCCCAGUUUUCUGCUUAUCUCAAACAGUUCCCAUUCCAGGAGAGCAUUACAGAAUUCACAUAGCUCAAAGUUUUUGGAUUAUCUUCUUUUACUUUUUAUAAAGCUUUUUUUCUUAGUGAAAAUUAUGUACACUCCUACUGUGGAUCAUAGCUAAGUGAAAAAAGAAAUGGAUCUCAUUUUUGAGUGAGAAACCUUUGCAUUCUGCCUCUCCUUAGGCAAACACAAUGUGUCAUUGAUUGUGAACUAUAUAUUUUUUAUUUUUUAAAAAAUAUUAUUGCUUUUCCUUUGUGCAUUAGAGUAUUUGAUUUUUCUUUUUUCUCUCAUUUUUUGUACUUGAAGCACAUGUUACCAAUAUUAAUCUUUUUUGAUUUUGCAGUAAUAUAAGUUUAAAAUAUAUAUUUGCUAUAAUACUAAUGCAUACCCAAAAGCUUUAGACUAUAUAAACCUGCCAUUUAUUGAUAAAUGUUAUGAGACUGUGAUUAAUGAUUGUGUCUGAUUCCAGGAGAAGGGAACAAAAGAGCCAUUACACAGUCCAAAAGAAGCACAAGUUCAAGGAGACAUACCAAUCCCAAUGGGAUUGAUGAGAAUCUGCACAGUGCCUAGAAGGACAAGGUCAAAAAAGACCAAACCAAUCCUGGUGGGAUUGAUGAGAAUCUGUGCCAUGGGCAAAGUCCACCCUUGCUCGCGACUCCAGGGUUUCCCGACAGGUGAAACGAUCAGUCCACAAAAAUAACAAACAGAAGACAGCUUAAUCAUAAUAGCCAUAGGAUUGUUUUGCAUCUGAUAGCUGCUCUACCAUGCCCAGGCUCAGUUUUUAUUUUUAUACCCAUUUUCUUGGCACUCAAAUACACAUAAUCAAAGAGAGAUAAUUGGAAAAGUGAUACAUUAACUUUUAACAAAUCACUUGAUUAACAUUCUAUAUUUUUGUAUUGUGAUUAAAGACAGAAUAAAGGUUGCACACAAGAUAAAUGAUUUUGUCACAGGUGGCUUAAUUUUCUCAUUACCCUGUGAGAAGUUUUGAGCUUGCAAACAAGGGAAAUGACAUUGCUUUUAAUAAAAUGGAAUAAUUAAUCAGCAAUUCUUAAAAGACAAUUCAACAGUCAUAUCAUUGAGGUUGAGGGGUACUGGGAACAUAAUUCAAAUUUAAACUGGUGGCUUCUAGGGAGUUUCUGAGUUACUGAUUUGUGUAAUCAAGUCACUGAGGCAUACUGAAGCUUGAGGUACUUGUACUUAUCACACGGGCCUCUAUAAUAGAUUUCUGUGCUGGCUUCAUGAGAAUACAUUUCUGUGAGUUGGAAAGUUUUGGACUUGGCCUGUAGCUGCGGUUUUGCUGGGAAUUAUGUACCUAAAUAAAAGUUAACCCAUAAUAGUAUUUUUGGGAUUGGGUUUAAGGGUCUGAUCCUUUGGUGAUGUUUUAGAGAAUUAGGGUACAGGUGUUUUGCUCUUGCAUUAUUUCUUUUGAGACUAGGGGGAAUAAUAAUCAUGUCAAUUCAUAGGCAAGGGACAUUGAUGAAAGAGGUCAUAUAAAGGGGGAUUGGGUGGGCAAUCACAUCUUGCCAAGGACCACUCUGUGGUCUCCCCAGCUACCACAUGUGACUCUGUCAAGGCGUCGUGGUCUGAUGGCUCCCAGCAAAUCUGUGCCAAGACAGAGGACUUGUUUGAGGUUAGAGGUUGUGGUUGGUUGACAUACGUCAGAUAUGGGUGCCAUAUUCAAACAAGUACUGAAGUUUGGCUGCCAUUCUGGCUCCCCCUAUCCCUGAGUGAAGGUAAAAUCAGACCAGGGAAUAACACUUACCUUUUAUAAGUAAAUCUAGUUCUUUUUUCUCUCUUAUAGUAUGGCAACUUCCUGUAGUCCUGGCUGCCAAUGGAUGUCCUAGAACUUGGAACUCUACAAUUCUGUUACUAUUGAACCAGAUAAGGAUUGCUAUGGAAAUAGAAAUUCCGUUAUCCUGUAAAGAACUGUAGUUUCAUCAUAAGAAGAACUUUUCAGAAAGUGAAGAGAUUUCAAGUCAUUCAGUGUUGGGACUCUGCUCCAGAGGGCAUCUAGUGAUGGCCACGGCUUCAGCUGAAGAAGCAAAGGAGGCUCCGAUACCUUGCAUUCCCUAUGAUAAGAAGGAUGAACUUGAGAAAUGGCCUAAUCCCACCCAUUUGCCAAGGUUUUCUUUAAAACAAGGAUUAAUUCCCAGGUUCUACACGAUGAGCUGGAAACAAGACAUGAAAUUCAGGAAACUUCAUCUAAAGAAUGCACAGCUGAGUGGGAUUCACACAGGUCCUCUAGAAGAAAACUUGUUUGUGGAUCACAGUGAAAGACUUUGCCAUGGAGAAGAUCGAGAACGUAUUUUAAAGAAAUUCUCAUCCCACAUAAAAAUAGCUGAUAUGCCCUUACAUUCUCCUCUUUCCAGGUUCCAAAGUACUGUCAUUUCUCAUGGAUACAGGAGACAACAGAUAUGAAGAAAGGAGAAUAAAGUUGUAAAGUGUUCAAAAUA